Molecule: messenger RNA, 1882 nt
Organism: Raphanus sativus (radish)
Lineage: Eukaryota; Viridiplantae; Streptophyta; Magnoliopsida; Brassicales; Brassicaceae
Exons: 5
Coding region: 1054-1776 (240 amino acids)
Cellular component (GO): nucleoplasm; mitochondrion
Molecular function (GO): cadherin binding
Source: RefSeq, a predicted model, not a curated record
GCCGAUCCAACCAUACCAACAACGACGCGAUUCUCCGAAAGUCUAGAGAUUUAUUUAUUCUGAGCUUGUUAUAAAGCAAAGAUUGCUAAUUGAGGAUGCCUCGGGACUUGUCAAGAUCGAGGUCACCUUCUCCAUCACCUUCACGUCGCAGGAAGCACUCUAGGUCUCCUGUAAGGCAUAGGCAUAGCAGGAGAAGCAGGAGAGACAGAAGCCGUUCUCCAUACUCAUCUUAUUCAUAUAGCAGGUAAUAAUAAUAAUAAUAAUAAUAAGGCCGAGCUGUUUGUCUGCACUUAUUAAUUGGUUCAUCAUAAGGAUUGUAAGAAACUAAGAAACAUGGGUGGAAUCGAAAAAUGUUAUUUAUCUUGCUGGCUAGAAAUUUAAUCUGUUUUAAGCUCUAUGCUUCUUCUUAUUACCAACUGCUCUUAGUAAACCCUUCCUAUUGUUUAUUCUUCUCCAAAUGGGAGAGAGCUCUAUCUGGAUGGUACAGAUGCUAUCGUAAUAGUUUUUGACUGAUGGUCUUGUUGGAAACACUUUUUUUAAAAAAAAUUUGUUUGAUUAUUGUAAGCAGUUUUGGCUGAAAUUUUAAUUUAUUGGGUUAUUUUUAUUUCCUGAGUUUCGCGUUUUAGAUAGUGCAGCCUGCAUUUUCAUAAAAAGCAGAUUGUAGUUCGGAUAACAUUACUGGUUUCUGAUCUAAUUUUUCUCAGAAGUUCGAAGUUUAUUUAUUUUUAAAUCCUGUUGUCAAUUGUCUUCGAGUGAUCCUGAGCAGUCAUUAACUCAUUAGGAUGCUCGUUUAAAUGGAGAUAGUUAACAAUAAAGAGAUUAAACCACCUUAUAUGUCUAAGUAGGAUAAUAGAAUGAUACGUUGAGAACUAUGACUGAGAAAUUAGGAAGAGGAUCCAUGCUCUUGCCAUUAUGUUAAAAAGCUCAAAUUUCUUCCCGUUCUAUGGGAGGGGAAGUGAGCAGGUGAUGCUGUUGGGUAUUCUUUCAUUCAUCCUUUCUCACAUUAGCUUCUUCAUGUGAUAAAAAGUUGGAGCUGAUUAUUCUUAUCAGUGUAUGAGACGAAGAAGUCGUUCUAUCUCUCCUAGGCGCCACCGGAGUCGAUCUGCUACUCCUAAGCGACGCUCACCAACACCAAAACGUUACAAAAGACAAAAGAGUAGGAGCUCUUCUCUAUCUACUGCAAAAAGAUCUCCUGCCACAACCCUUGAGUCAGCUAAAAAUAGUAAUGGAGGAAAGCUAAUCAAAGAAGAGGAAGAGCGGAAAAGGCGACAGCAGGAAGCAGAACUGAAGCUAAUAGAGGAAGAAACUAUGAAACGGGUUGAAGAAGCUAUUAGGAAAAAGGUUGAAGAAAGCUUACAGUCUGAGAAAGUCAAAAUGGAAAUUCUAACACUGUUGGAGGAAGGACGAAAGAGAGUUAGUGAAGAAGUCGCAGCUCAGCUUGAGAAGGAGAAGGCAGCUUCUCUUAUCGAGGCCAAAGAAAAAGAGGGCGUCAUGCGGUGUUUGUCGCAGGAAAGAGAGCAACAAGGGAAAGAAGAGAUGUCGAGAAUAGAGGAGGAGAACAGGAAGAAAGUAGAAGAAGCUCAGCUAAAAGAAGCAAUGGAGAGGCAAAGGAAAGAGGAGGAACGUUAUCGGGAGCUGGAGGAGCGGCAAAGACAGAAGGAAGAAGCAAUGCGAAAGAAGAAAGCAGAAGAGGAAGAAGAACGUCUGAAACAGAUGAAACUGUUGGGUAAAAACAAAUCACGCCCUAAACUAUCCUUUGCCUUAAGCUCCAAGUGAAUGGAUGAAAAACAAAAUGAAAAUGGUUCUGUUGUGAUGAUAUGUGCUUCUUUCUCUCAAAGAUGCUUUAUGAUUAUUUGUUGGAGCUUAAACCACCCUUUUAUUA